Messenger RNA from Ustilaginoidea virens, 1401 nucleotides. RefSeq lists its product as uncharacterized. NCBI's taxonomy places the organism in Eukaryota, Fungi, Ascomycota, Sordariomycetes, Hypocreales, Clavicipitaceae. The record is from RefSeq and is a predicted model, not a curated record. The transcript has a single exon. Bases 1 to 1401 code for a protein of 466 amino acids.
AUGGCCUUCUUUGAGGACCCUCGACUGCGCCGGCGCUGGAACCAAAUAGCCCAUGAUGCCGAGACGGUCACGGAAAACGCCGCCGCGGGCGUCUUCAACCUGCAGCAAAACUACAUCAAUCCCUGCUUGAGCUCCAUAGCGCACUCCAUCGAGCAGUGCACCGCGGUUUGCCUGGGCGAUCCGGAAGAGCGGCUGCGCCGACGAAGGGAGCGCCAACGAGCCCGCGAUCACGCCGAAUUCGACUUCGACUUUUACGACGACUGGUAUCAGGAGGAGCAAGGCGGCGGCGGCGGCAUUUUGGGCAGCUGGGGCGGCGAGGACUGGGAUCGGCUGCUCGCCGGCGCGGGAGGCGCCAGGAAGCACGGGGGGGAGACGACGGAGCAGCCGCGCCGGAAGCGCGGCAUGAGCUACGGCACAAGAGGCACGAGGAGGAAAGCGAGCACGGCCGACGACCCCACCAUCAUCCCGAGCACGCAGCCCCUUGGCUUCCUGAGCAAGCUGCCGUGGAAGAUGGGCGGCACCCUGCGCUACAAACCCAGCGCCGCGGAUCUGCAAGAUCACCCCGUCAAGCACGAUGCGGGGGAAGCGGCGCCGCUGCUGGCGCCUGACGACGCGUCCGCCCACGGCCAGGUGCUGCGCAUGCCGCCGCGGCAGCGAAGCGGGACGACGGCGUCGGCGGGCACCUCGGACUCGUACAGAUCAAGGGGCGACCUGUUUCCCAGCGACGGCGAGGGCGAGGAGGAUGCCAUUCCCCUGGCUGACGACGUGACGUACGACAUGAUCAAGAAGGACGACCGGAGCAGCGGCAAGACGAAGAGGAGCAGCAGCAGCGGCAAGGGCAAACGGCCGGCCGGCGGCUUCUCCGGAUCCAGGACCGUGUCACGGUCGACGCUGGCAUCGACCACCACGUCGGCAGACUCGCCGGACCGCGAGCGCCCGCACUACCCGCUGGCCCCGGCGCCGGGAGCGGCCGAGACGCCGUCCGUGGACGACUUGCGCGCCGAGGAGGAGCGGCUGCAGCGCGAGCAAGACGGAGAGUUGGCGCGGCGCAAGGAAGCCGCGCAGCAGCUCGCAUGCGAGCGAGGGCUCGUCGCGGCCAGACCGCAGGUCCAGGCGCACGAGAUUUCGCACCUCGAGUCCGACGUGCUGGUCGAGGCAGACGAGCCGCCACCACGGCAUCCCGCGGCCAACGGACGAGAAGAAAAGGGGGCGCAACAGCCUCCGGGACGCGUCCCUGGGAGAAGCGACCAAGACGCCUUUAUGCGGUUCGCGGCUGCAGAGCCUACUGCACCCGAGGCCGUGGGCCGCAACGGUGAUCAAAAGGCCGCAGCGACGAGGAAGGCGACGGCCACGCCGACUACGCCGGCUUUCCAGGCAGCGCGCUUGCCUCGAUUCGGGUAA